AUCCCUUCGAUUCAAUUCCCUUUCGGUUCCGAAGACGAUCGAAUCGAACGCAGCACCCCCUUCCCCCGCCGCCGGCAGAUUACUUUCUACCCAUUUUUUGAUUUGUAUUUUAGUUUCAGGCGAUGGGUUCGAUCGGCAAGAAUGGUGGAACGGUGACUCCUUCAACUGGAUCUAGAUCGAAGAUUCAAGAAGUUUCGAGGCACUCUGAGAAUACGAAUCCGAAUCUCAACGAUUCUUCAAUUAGCCCAGUUCCAAAGCCUUCGAAAUCCUCUCCUUCGAUCAAGUCUUCAAAGGCGGCUCAGAAAUCUGCCGCCAAAAACCCUACUCUGGUUUUGAACUCCCCAAGGUACAAGAUCAGGGAGAGGAAAUUCGUGGUGGCUAAAAAGAAUUCGAAGAGGGAGAAAUCAGGGAGUGAUGCGAAAAAGUGUUUGUCUACAGCCUACGAGACUCUGAGGGCUUCUCAAGAGGAGUUUUUCAAGAAUCAGAGCGGUGCAGUUGAAGAGAACGAGGAGUCGGAGCAGUUCAAUGGAUCAAUUAGGGCUGAGAUUGAACUUGAAGAAGAGAUGGAGAGGAAAUUGAUGAUUGAAGACCUCCAAGUUGAAGACAAAGUUGAUGAUGAACAUGAAGGUAAUGGAGCGAGUGAAUCGCCUGAACAAGUGAGCAAUUCGAUGAUCAAGAGACGGAGGGAAAGGCUUCUGGAGACAGCAAGGAACAGUGUUCCAGAAACAGGAUCUGGAAAAGUGAAGCAUUUAGUUAUGGCGUUUGAGAAACUCAGAACUAUACAGGUUCCAAAAGAGUCGGAUCAGAAUGAGGAGAAGCAAUCAGAAAACGCAGAGAAGCCCAUGGAAGAGAAGAAGAAGGUGAUGAAAUGGGCUUUGCCAGGAUUACCUCCUCCAGCGGUUCUUGAAACGCAGACUUCGUCUUCUUCAUUUUGUCCAUCUGAGCUGUUUUUGACAUCAGAAAAUCUCGGUUUGGAUCCUCGAAUUUCAGUUUCAUCUUCUUGGGACGGCUCUCAUGGAAGUAUUUCAAGCAGGACUUCCAAUGCUGGAAGAAGAAGCAGAAGAAAUAGCACCGAAUCGGCUGGCACAAUUGGUGGAAGCAGAUGGAAGAAAAAGCAGCUAAAAGUCACCAGGCAGAAGCCAUUUAAACUCAGAACAGAGCAAAGAGGAAAGGAGAAGGAAGAGGAGUUUAUAAAAAAGGUACAAGAAGCAAUUACAGAGGAGGAGAGACAAAGAAUACCAAUUGCUCAAGGCCUUCCAUGGACAACUGAUGAGCCAGAGUGCCUUGUAAAACCUCCCGUGAAGGAAAUUACAAAACCACUGGAUCUAGUUCUCCAUAGCGAUGUAAGAGCAGUAGAGCGCUCCGAGUUUGAUCAUCAGGUAGCAGAGAAGUUGUCUCUGAUAGAGCGAUACAAGAUGGAAAAAGAGAGACAACAGAAGAUGGCUGAGGAUGAAGAAGUAAGGAGAUUGAGGAAGGAGCUGGUUCCAAAGGCACAACCAAUGCCUUACUUUGAUAGGCCCUUCAUCCCUAGAAGGUCAGCAAAGCUUCCAACAAUACCAAGAGAACCAAGAUUCCAUAUCCCACAGCAGAAGAAGAUCAAGUCCUGCUUGUCCUGGAAUGAUAUGAGCCACUACACAUUCCAAUCAUGAAGAAAACAAUUGAGGGUGUAGAAACAAUUCUGUUAAAAUUUUGUGACAUAAUUCUCUGAAUAAGCAUGUUCUAUCAAGUGUUCGUCUCUAUCUCUUAAUUUUUUUUGGCUUAAUAUUGCUGAUGUAUUCUUUGGCAACCAUUAUAGUUGCUGGCUUACUCAAUAGAGUAUAAGCAUUACGUUGUCCCCCUCAUUAGUCUUGAUGAGACUUUUAAUUUA
Messenger RNA from Momordica charantia (bitter melon), 1867 nucleotides. RefSeq names its product microtubule-destabilizing protein 60. NCBI's taxonomy places the organism in Eukaryota, Viridiplantae, Streptophyta, Magnoliopsida, Cucurbitales, Cucurbitaceae. Gene Ontology annotation, cellular component: spindle; nuclear microtubule. Gene Ontology annotation, molecular function: protein kinase activator activity; microtubule binding. The record is from RefSeq and is a predicted model, not a curated record. Gene Ontology annotation, biological process: activation of protein kinase activity; regulation of mitotic spindle organization; mitotic spindle assembly.